AUGGCAAAACUCAACACUUCCUUGCUACUUCUCUCCUUCCUCCUUUGCACCUUAUGCGGGGGAGGCUCCACCGCUGGCACUGCAAGGCCUUCUGGGGAUGCUGGUUUCAUCAAGGCCUCUUGCAGUGCUACCCUCUACCCUGCCUUGUGCUUCCAGUCCCUCUCGAAACAUGCCAGCGCCAUUCAACAGAGCGAGAAGCAAUUGGUACUGGCUGCCCUAUCGGUGAGCCUAGCCAGCGCUCGCUCUGCUUUGGUGUUCAUGUCCAACAUGGCCAAAGCCAAGGGCCUGAAGCCUAGAGAGUACCAAGCGGUGAAAGACUGCAUGGACGCAAUGGGUGAUAGUGUCGACCAGCUAAGCCAGUCGGUUAAGGAGCUGGGACAGGUAGGGGGAGCUGGUGCAGGUCAGGACUUCAUGUGGCACAUGAGCAAUGUGCAGACUUGGGUGAGUGCUGCGCUCACUGAUUACACCACCUGUGUUGAUGCCUUCGCAGUUGAUGGCUUGGACCAGCGUGUGACAGCUGCCAUUAAAGCUAAGGUUACAGAUGCUGACCAAGUCACCAGUAACGCGCUUGCGCUGGUUAAUCGCUUUGCAGAGAGGCACCAAGCUGCUGCAACCAGGACUGAAAAGCCUUAG
Malania oleifera is the source of this 633-nucleotide messenger RNA. Its product is annotated as 21 kDa protein-like. Gene Ontology annotation, biological process: negative regulation of catalytic activity. The coding region runs from base 1 to 633 and encodes 210 amino acids. Gene Ontology annotation, molecular function: enzyme inhibitor activity. The record is from RefSeq and is a predicted model, not a curated record. The transcript has a single exon. NCBI's taxonomy places the organism in Eukaryota, Viridiplantae, Streptophyta, Magnoliopsida, Santalales, Ximeniaceae.